Messenger RNA from Aspergillus caelatus, 716 nucleotides. Its product is annotated as vacuolar ATPase assembly integral membrane protein VMA21. The coding region runs from base 245 to 568 and encodes 107 amino acids. Gene Ontology annotation, biological process: vacuolar proton-transporting V-type ATPase complex assembly. The transcript has 3 exons. The record is from RefSeq and is a predicted model, not a curated record. Gene Ontology annotation, cellular component: endoplasmic reticulum membrane. NCBI's taxonomy places the organism in Eukaryota, Fungi, Ascomycota, Eurotiomycetes, Eurotiales, Aspergillaceae.
CCUGAAUCACGUCCGCCUGGAUCGAGUAAAUCAAUGAUUCAAUAGACAAUCCUUCUUUAGUCUUUGGAUACAGAGAACCGGUUUAUAAAUAUAAUCAAAGGGCUCAAAAAUCAAUUUGGCCUCAAUUCGAUUAGCUUUCUACGUGCAGUUGAACUUCCUCCCUUUGCUCCCAGCCCCCCAGGGUAACACCAUAGCUGUUCGGUCCACGCACUUAGUAUCAACCUAACACCCUUUGCUAUCCAAAAUGGCCACCCGUCGUCCUCAGGGUAAAUCAUACGCAGAAGCGGUCGCUUCUCCCGCGCCAGAGAAGACAUCUGAUUCCGAUGUUACCCCUGCAGUUCCCACGAAUGUCAUCUUCAAACUGCUAGGGUUUUCCGCGGCGAUGGUCUCACUGCCCAUUGGCAUGUACUUUGUUGCAGUAAAGUUUGGCGCGAGUCCAACUGUCGCCGGCAUUAUUGCGGCUGUUACGGCUAAUAUUGUCUUGUUUUCGUAUGUCUUUGUUGCAUGGCAGGAUGAUCGCCUGGAGAGAGAAGCCUUGACAAAAAAGAAAGAAAAGAAGGCGCAAUAAGGGGCCUGGGGUCUCUAGCGGGAUUACCAAUCGGUUUACGUUUAUGCGUUAGUCUUUGUACUUAAUAUGCGGCGUUCACGGACAGCUGUGUUGUAAUUCUACUUCGGUUUAGUCCAAGGAUGAUAACUCGUGUGGACUUUGAGAAUAU